AGCAAACAGCACAUUUUCGAUUUUCUGUCUUUCUGUUUUCUAGCGUCUUCAAAAAAUAAAAGCAUUUAAAUAAAUAAUUUCCUUUUUAAAUAAUUUAAUUUUUAUUUAUAUAAUGGCACCAACACAAAUUGACACAAAUUGGGAUGUCGAUUAUUACAAAGCCGAACACGAAAGCGAAGAACACUGGAACUUGCGAAAGAAAUUUAUGCUAGUUCACAGGCACAAAUUCACUGAAGAUGAAAUUGUUUGUCUUGCCCAAGUAUUUACCAAUGUUGAAUUUAUGGGUUGUAAAUAUCCCGAUGAAACAAUGCGUCUUGUUGGUGAACUAUCACAAGAAGUCGCCAAAGAAUUUCGUGAAGAAAGAUCAAAGAAAAUCAAAAGGACAUUUGUCAAAGCUUCGGAUGCUGCUGAAGCUAGGGCUAAAGUAAGGAGGAAACAACCAGUAGCAGGUGGAGAUAAUGACAGAAAAGUGGAAAGACAAGGAUUUGGUGCUAGUUCAAUGGAGGUUGAUGAUUUUGGUCAAUCAACUAAAAUAAUGCAACAGAAAAACAAUCUUAUGAGAGACAUGAAAUAUGGCAACUUUGUUUUGUAUCUAAUCGGAGGUAGAAAUUGUUUUGAUGUUUCUGGCAAAAAAUGUAACAUACCCGUGGUAGAAAAAGAAUCGAAAGUUGGUGACAAAAAACAAUUUGAAAUACAUAUAGGAAAUACUUUAAUCGCAAAAGCACAGAGUGAUAAUAUCAAAACCGCUAAAGCUGAAGCUUUCGAGAUGGCUAUGACUGAGAUACGAAAACACUGCUACGUGAUAAAGAUGAAUCCCGAUGCUGAUGUCAUUAACAUAAAUAAAACUAAAGAUGAUAUUGUGGCGAAUGUCAAAGAAACUGAACUCAUAGAAAAAAAGCUGGAUAGUAACAAUCUUGGUUACAAAAUGAUGAAAAUGAUGGGAUGGUCAGGUGGUGGAUUGGGCUCUAAAACACAAGGUCGAGAAGAUCCUGUUGGUUAUCUUUUGAGAAACCAUCGAUCUGGAUUGGGCACAACCAACAAAAAUGAUACCAAGCAUUUUAGACAAAUAUUGGAUAAUUAUGUUAAGUCUAAUGAUAUAAAAGACUUGUGUUUUGAGUCCACAUUCUCGAAAGAAGACAGAGCUACACUUCAUUUAAUCGCCGGCAAAAUGAAUCUAAAAUCUGUAAGUCAUGGAAAAGCUGAAGCUCGAAGUUUGGUCAUCAGUAAGAAAACAAUAACAAGCAAGCAAAUUCUUACCGAAGUCCUCAUCAAUCAAAAUCCUACAUUUUCUAAUAAAUACUUUAUCCAAGUACCACCCAACAAAGCUAAAGAAUAUCCCAAUCACACUGAACAACUUGAUUUUUAAGCCUCCAAAUCAUUCUUUUAUUUCCCCGCUUCAUCAUAUCAAUUACCUGCAAACUGGAAAGGACGACAAAAUAAUAAUUUUUUUUAUAUACAAAAU
Molecule: messenger RNA, 1462 nt
Organism: Episyrphus balteatus (marmalade hoverfly)
Lineage: Eukaryota; Metazoa; Arthropoda; Insecta; Diptera; Syrphidae
Exons: 6
Coding region: 113-1366 (417 amino acids)
Molecular function (GO): nucleic acid binding
Source: RefSeq, a predicted model, not a curated record